CCCUCCUUUCCUCCCAUCCUUCUAUUCCACUUCCUCACCCUUCCUUCCUCCUUCCCUUCCUUAUUUUCCACCUUCCCUCCCGCUCCUCCUUUCAGGCGCCAUGUCCGAUGUGGAGGAGGUCAAGGGGGAAGAGGAAGAGGAGGACUCCUGCUGGCAGCGCCUGGAGAGCUUCCGGGUCAAGCUGACCUCGGCCAUUGACCCUUCGCGCAUCACGCCUUACCUGCGCCAGUGCAAGGUCCUCAGCCCUGACGAUGAAGAGCAGGUCCUCAGUGACCCCAGCCUGGUCCUGCGCAGGAGGAGGGCCGGCCUCCUGCUGGACCUCCUCCAACGGACGGGGCGCAGAGGCUUUGUGGCCUUCCUGGAGAGCCUGGAGCUCUACUACCCGCAGCUCUACACCAAGGUCACCGGAAAGGAGCCCACCAGGGUCUUCUCCAUGAUCCUAGAUGCCGCGGGGGAGUCCCGCCUGGGGGAGCUCCUGAUGGGAGAGGUCUGCAAGCUGCAGGCUUUGCUGCGGGCCGAGCGCCAGAGGAGCCAGGAGCUGGCGGAGCGCUUGGGGGCUGCGGAGGAGGCCCUGCAGAAACGCCGGCUGCGGGAGGAGGACCAGGUGGGCACCUUGGCCCUGCGCUACGCCCGGCAGAGCCAGGAGAAGGGCGCCGCGCUCAGGCAGAACCAAGAACUGCGCCUGGAGAUCGAGAGCCUAAAGCACCGCCUGAUGAAGGCCGAGGAGGACUGCAAACUAGAGCGAAGGCAGACCCUGAAGCUGCGGCAGGCGAUCGAGCAGAGGCCCAGCCCGGAGGUCGCUUGGGAGAAAAAGGCCCUGCAGAGCACCUUGCAGCUCUCGGAGGAGAAGGAGCUCUUGGAGCUGCGCUGCGCCUCCCUCCGGAACGACAACCGGAUCUACCAGGACCGCAUCCAGACCGUUCUGCAGCAGUUGGAGGAAGUGGCCGGCGAGAGGGACCAGGGCCUCGCGACCCAGGAAGUCCUCCAGCGCCAGUAUUCCAAAAGCCUGCGCGAGAAGGACGUCUACAGGAAGCAGAUCCGUGACCUCGGGGAAAAGAUCAACGACCUCCAGCUCCAGCUCUUCCAGAAGGAAAGGCAGCUGCACACCAUCAGAACCCAGAGGGAACCAUUGCAGCCCGACCCUUCAGCUCUGACGUCGGACUUUGAGGAAACGUCGUCCCAAAGCUCCCCAGAAGAAGUGAGCAAAGGGGACGCCAUGGAUCUCCCUCCACAGAAAGCAGCCAUUUUUUCUCUAAAGAUGGAUGAAGACCCAAAAGGCCCCGAAAACGGCGAAGAGUUCAAUGCAUUGGAAAAUAUGUUGCAGUAUUUGUAUGACUUUUUUUGGUAUUGUAUUUUCCAGGAAAGUGAGACCCUCAAUGGGGAAUCAAUGGAGAAAGGCCGCCGGCGAAUGAAGGACAACUUUGAGCAAUAUAGAAGGAAGAGGGCCCUGCGCCGCGUCCAUAAGGCCCGCUAUCACGAGGUGGACUGGGAGAACUCCUCCGGCUCCUGACCCCAAAGGACACCAUUCGAUCCCUCCUGACAGAUGGCCAGCUGGAAUAUUUUCGAGCCUGCUCUACAGAUUGGGAUAUAUUUAUAUAUGUAUAUAUUUAAUGUAUGUUUUGUACUCCAAGAGGCAAUGUCUCAUGGGAACAAGUAAUUCUUUGUAAUUAUUAAUGAUUCAUAUAAUAAUCCUCUUCCUAAA
Anolis sagrei ordinatus is the source of this 1702-nucleotide messenger RNA. Lineage: Eukaryota; Metazoa; Chordata; Lepidosauria; Squamata; Anolidae. The record is from RefSeq and is a predicted model, not a curated record.